Lottia gigantea (owl limpet) is the source of this 3544-nucleotide messenger RNA. RefSeq lists its product as hypothetical. Gene Ontology annotation, cellular component: cytosol; aminoacyl-tRNA synthetase multienzyme complex. Gene Ontology annotation, molecular function: methionine-tRNA ligase activity; ATP binding. NCBI's taxonomy places the organism in Eukaryota, Metazoa, Mollusca, Gastropoda, Lottiidae. The coding region runs from base 1 to 2679 and encodes 892 amino acids. The transcript is spliced from 25 exons. Gene Ontology annotation, biological process: methionyl-tRNA aminoacylation. The record is from RefSeq and is a predicted model, not a curated record.
AUGAAGGUAAUAACUGACCGAGGAAAUUUUCAAACAGUCAAAAUAUUGAUUGCAGCUAAAGCACAAACAGCUGGUAGUGGUUCUGGUACUGAUUUGAAAGUUACAGAAGUAAAGCACGGUGAAAAAGUAGUUCCGUAUUUAACAGAAAGUAAGUUACCAGUUCUAGAAGUGAAACCUGAGAAAUUUUUAUUUUCUGUCAACUCAGCAGUCAGAUUACUGUUAACAUCAACUGGUAUAGAAAGUGAUAGUAAACAGAUUGAUGAAUGGUUAGAGUGGGAGAGUAGUCAAUUAUUGCCAUAUGUAUUUCCAGUAUUAGUUAAUCAUAUUGGACAUAAUAAAACAGACAAACAGUCUGAUAGUCUAUUACAACCCUUAUUAACCUACCUCAAUACUUCCGUCAAAAAUAAAACAUACUUAGUAGGGGAUAGUUUGACUUCUGCUGAUGUUUGUGUAUUUGGUACAGUUUAUCCACUAACUUCUACACCUAUACUAAAAGGUUUUCCUGAAUUAACAUCUUGGAUAGAGAAAUUGUCAUUAAUAGAUGCUUUUAAAGAGGCUAUCUCUAUAGUUACACAAAAUAAAGGACCUGUUGUGUUUAAGGAAUCUUUAUUAAGUCAACCAGCCAUGCCAUCCCCUGAUAGUCUAACUAGUAAAUCUACUAGUAAAUCAAGUAGUGUUUCAUCACAACCUACAGAAAGUAGUGAAGUUGAAAAACAGUUGACAGAAGAAGAACUUAAUGCUGCUGAGAAAUGCUGGCGAGAUGGUGUAGCUAAAUUACCAGAACUUAGAGAGAGAAAACAUCCAAUUUUACCAAUAAAAGGGGAGAAAAAUAUAUUGAUAUGUAGUGCUCUACCUUAUGUGAAUAAUGUACCACAUCUAGGUAAUAUUAUUGGAUGUGUAUUAAGUGCUGAUGUCUACUCCAGAUACUGUCGACUGCGGAACUAUAAUUCUGUGUAUUUGUGCGGAACUGAUGAAUAUGGUACAGCAACCGAGAAUAAAGCGUUAGAAGAAGGGCUGACACCACAAGAAAUUUGUGAUAAAUACAACAAGUUACAUACAGAGAUCUAUGAUUGGUUCAAUAUAUCUUUUGAUCAUUUUGGACGUACAACUACCACGGAACAAACCAAAAUUGUUCAAGAUAUAUUUUGGAAGGUAUAUAAUAAUGGUCAUGUAAUAAAAGACAGCAUAGAUCAAUUACAUUGUGACAAAUGUAACAGGUUUCUAGCUGAUAGGUUUUUAGCUGAUAGGUUUUUAGCUGGUAGGUUUUUAGCUGAUAGGUUUGUCAGUGGUAUAUGUCCUAUGUGUAGCUAUGAUGAUGCUAGAGGUGAUCAAUGUGAUGGCUGUGGUAAAUUAAUUAAUGCUGUAGAAUUAAUCAACCCUAAAUGUAAAUCUUGUACAAGCACCCCAACAGUAAAAACAACUCAACAUUUAUUUUUAGAUUUACCCAAGUUAGAACCUGAAUUACGACAACAUUUAGACAAAGCUUUCGACAAUGGUUUAUGGACGCACAACUCUAAAGUUAUAACUAAUUCAUGGAUUCGAGAUGGAUUAAAACCAAGAUGUAUUACCAGAGAUUUAAAAUGGGGUAUUCCAGUACCAUUAGAAGGUUAUACUGAUAAGGUAUUUUAUGUGUGGUUUGAUGCACCUAUUGGCUAUAUCUCGAUAACUGCUACAUAUACUAAAGAUUGGGAGAAAUGGUGGAAAAAUCCGAACGAGGUUGAGUUGUUUAAUUUUCUGGGUAAAGAUAAUGUACCAUUCCAUAGUGUUAUAUUCCCCUGUACAUUACUAGGAGCUAAUGAUAACUUUACAUUGGUUAAACAUAUGUCGGCUACAGAAUAUUUAAAUUAUGAAGAUACAAAGUUCUCUAAAAGUCGAGGUGUGGGUGUUUUUGGUAAUAAUGCUAAAGAUACAGGAAUACCAGCUGAUGUCUUUAGAUUUUAUCUUCUGUUUGUUAGACCAGAAUCCCAGGACACUGCAUUUAGUUGGGAUGAUUUUUUGUUGAAGAAUAAUAGUGAACUGUUAAAUAAUUUAGGAAAUUUUAUCAACCGAUUACGUGAUUCAAUAAGAAAUAUAUUAAGUAUAUCGAGAUUAGGAAAUCAGAUGAUGCAAGCUAAUAAACCAUGGGUUUUGGUAAAAAGAACACCAGAUGAAAAAGCAAGAGCAGGAUCAGUUGUAAGUUUAGCUGCUAAUAUUGCAUGGUUGAUUGGAGUACUGUUACAACCCUAUAUGCCUUCAACUAGUGAAAUCAUCUGUACACAAUUAAAUGGUAACCCUAAAAAUAUGGUGAUACCAACCCAGUUUAUACCAGUGUUGAAAACUGGCCACAAGAUUGGAAAACCGAGUCCGUUAUUCCAGAAAAUAGAGGCCUCACUUAUUGAGGAAAUGAAGAAAAAAUUCCAAGGAAAACAGGAAAAGUCUGUACCAGCUAAACCAGAAGUUAAAAGUGCACCAGCUAAUUCAGUCUUACCUAAAGCAUCAGAUAGUGAAAUAGCAAGUAUAACAGAUCAAGUUACAAAACAGGGAGAGGUCGUAAGAGAGUUAAAGACACAGAAAGCUGAAAAGAGUAAAAUUGACAAAGAGGUGGCCUUGUUAUUAGAUUUGAAGAAAAAACUGUCAUUAGCUCAGGGUAUUGAUCCAGCAACAGCUUCUAGUAAUAAAAAGAAGGGAAAGAAGAAAUAGACUUAAGAUUUCCGUUUUUUUCGGACAAAAAUAGACUACUCCAAAUAUCAGCCAUGAUUUGUGAUUUCGUAACAAAUUGCUAGAAUUUGAUUUGCUCAAAAAUAUUUAGACUUGGUAUGAUUUUGUUUUUUAAAUGAUACUUUGGUAUUAUUUAUAUUUUUGGAGAUUGUAUUUCAAGAGUAAUUCAGAUUAUGCCUGAAAAGCUAUUUCUUUCAUUUUUAUAUGCCAACAUGAAAUGGGGAGGGGGGGUGUAUAUUGCAGUCUACCAUGUCCCUCCGUUGGUCCAUCCAUAAUUGCUCGUAAACACUCUACAAGGCACAAUUCUUGACUGAUUUCGACAAAACUUGGUAUGGUUGGUUGUAAUCACCCAAGGAUGAGCCCUAUUGAAAAUCAGAAAAAUGGAAAAAUAUUUAGUACGAGUUAUUGCCCUUGUUCUUGAAGCGCUCGUAAACACUCUAGAAGGCGCAAUUCUUGACGGAUUUUGAUUUAAUUAACACAUAUUCAAGACUAAAAUCACCUUCUAAUUCUUCGCGAAAAAGUUUGAGGUCUUGUCCAGGUCGUUUCUUUGCUAUAUUCCUUGUUGUUUCACGUUUUCUUCACAUUGGUUCAUGUUUUAGUAAGUAUGUAAAUGAGAUUAGAUCGUCUGUAGCCUCUAUCAUCCAGUCCCUCUUUGUCACUGUGCAUCCUCGACAAAAGAAAUCAUAGACAAAUAUAGUUUGGGCGUCACAGACAAGAUCGUCUCACAAAUGGGCGUCCGAGUUGAAAUGAUUAGAUAUUUCAAGUUUGGGGUUACAAUAAUACGGACCUUGAUGUAUUACAAAACGACCUUGAUAUUGACAAAAUUUUAGUUCAGUAAAAAAAAAAA